Pterocles gutturalis (yellow-throated sandgrouse) is the source of this 1107-nucleotide messenger RNA. RefSeq names its product mitochondrial fission regulator 2 (gene MTFR2). NCBI's taxonomy places the organism in Eukaryota, Metazoa, Chordata, Aves, Pterocliformes, Pteroclidae. Gene Ontology annotation, cellular component: mitochondrion. The record is from RefSeq and is a predicted model, not a curated record. The annotation marks the transcript as partial. The transcript is spliced from 6 exons. Gene Ontology annotation, biological process: mitochondrial fission; aerobic respiration.
GCCACAUUUUUGGAAACUCGCAUAUUCAGCAGCAGCAGUAUCAGUCGUACAAUCAGAACAUGCCUCCCUUCAGCAGUCCCAUCAAGAAGGCAUUUCCAGCAGUUAUAUGCAAUCAUAAGGAAAUAUCAAGUCAAGGUUAUAUCUGUUUGCCAAAAAAAGGAAUAUGGAUCUACACGAAGUGUAGUCCGUAGACUUGGGACAAUUCUUUCCUUGGAGCCCUGCCCGAGACCUUAUUUUCGACUUCUUCAAGACCCAAGUCCAUUGAGUAAUGGUGAACAAAGCACAACUCCAACUCCUGUAGCUCCAUCACUUUCUGAUGUCCUGUGGGUGGCAAAUGAUGAGGGACAAGCAUCUACUAGACUUAGGACUGAGCUAUGGAGAAAAGAAAAAAGUACUGCUUAUUGUGACCUACAUCCAUCUAUAGAUGCAAUACAAAGUGUUCCAAAACACUGUACACAAACAGAUGGUCUUGUUGAUCAAGCAGCACUCCAGAAAAUUUCUGCACUUGAAGAUGAGCUAACAUUUCUUCGUGCUCAGAUCGCUGUGAUUGUUUCAGCGCAGACUUUGGGAAGCAUUCCAUCACAAGCCUUUAAAACAUUCAGCACUCCAGAUGGAUUUUACCCAGUGCCAGCCAUGACUUCUACGCCAUUGUCUGUCUCUCACAAUCACUUUGUAAUUCCCUCGCCGCCUCCACUUCCUUCUGGUGUAUCAUCUGGUGUUGAUGCUAGUAAUGCAGCAGUUGAACUUAUAAAACAACGUCGUGCUGCAAGAAACAGUGUUUCAGCUGCCGCUGAUAGUGCUGAUCACCAGAGGACAAAGAGCAUCCCUAGUAUGAUGGAUGUUUUGAAAGACCUAAACAAAGUUCAGCUGCGAGCUACUGAGAGGUCACCUGGAGGUACUCCUCUUUCUAGACCCAAAAAGAGGCAAAGUUCGAAUUGGGAUCCAGUUGCUCUACUAACUCAUGCACUAAAGCAGAAAUUUGCACAUAAAAUUGAUGAUGAAGAUGAUUCUCUGGACAAAGAAAAUCAAUCUUUCGAUAGCUCCCCAUUUUCUAGUCCAGAGAUGCCAUUGGUAUGUUUUAAUAUAAGAAUGUUUCUAUAUUCUUGA